Molecule: messenger RNA, 1167 nt
Organism: Oncorhynchus tshawytscha (Chinook salmon)
Lineage: Eukaryota; Metazoa; Chordata; Actinopteri; Salmoniformes; Salmonidae
Product: protein FAM184A
Exons: 4
Coding region: 484-1167 (227 amino acids)
Source: RefSeq, a predicted model, not a curated record
GCACUGCAGCAGUGCGCUCUGCUCGAGAGGGAGAGCGCGAGCUGUCUACGGUAAUGUUCCAUACGCCCUCUCCGCCCCUGCUGCUCGAGAGACAGGUGGUCGGGACACAUGCCUUCAUCCUCGAGCGCUCCCCGGUUAAAAUAAGAAAACAAAUCGGUUGACAGACAGCGGUGGGACUGCUGGCGUGAGGCAAGCGCGUCCCCGAUGGAAUUGGAGCCGGUGACCUCCGCGCAGCGAGCACUGGGCAGAGAGAGAGAGGGGAAAGCAAGUUGGCGAGAGAACCUCACCGAUUUACGUUUCUCACCAUGACUAUCGCGCUGGCUGCUUUCCCGCCGCAGCGGAGGGGAUUGUUAUGCACCCACAGAAGGAAGAAAUAUACACACCUCUGAGGCAAACCGGAGAGAGAGCGUUACCGGGAAUUUCCUUUUUGUUCCAUUAUUCAUUUGGAUCCUAAUAGCUGGUGGAAGUUGUCUCGUGGGGAUUAUGAUGGCUUCGGGUGCCGGUAAAGCCCCGCAGCCCCCCGGGCCAGGCUCCGGUAGCCUUAACGGGACUGCAGCAGACUUACCGAACAUAGAGCAGGAGCUGUAUGACUAUCAGAUGCAUGGCAAGAUGUGCAAGAAGAUAGCUCAGCUAACCAAGGUGAUCUAUUCUCUGAACACUAAGAACGAAGAGCAGGAGGCGGCCCUUCAGGCCGUCAGCCACGCCCACCAGGAAGAGCUGAGGCGGGUUACCACGGGGACGUGUACCGAGGGGGAGGAGUCGGUAGUGCUUAGGACACGCCUCUCAGAGCUGCAGGAAACUCUAGCUCAGGUUCAGGUAGAGUUUGAGAGCUACCGUGUCCAGGCAGAGGAGAGGGAUCGUGGGGUAGAGGCAGAGCUAAGGAGGGACUAUGAGGAAAAGCUCCAGGCUCUGGGGCUGGAGAGACAGGAGACCCAGGCCCAACUCAACACGGCCCACGACGAGAGUCUCCGACUGGGGAGAGAGCUGGAGACGGCUGGGGAGGCUGCGCAGUGCCUGGAGGUUCAAUGUGAUGAACUACGGAGGAAAGGAGAAGAGGAGCGAGGGAAAGGGAAGGAGGAGGAGAUGGAGAGAAUGCGACUCCUCUCGGAGGAGGUGAAGACUCUGAGGAAAGGGAAGGAGCGAGGAGAGGAAGAGAGGAGGAGUUGA